AUGGCUUUCCCUCUCAGCCUUGUCUUUUUGUCAAGUUGGACAGCUGUAGCGUUUACAUUCCCUCACAAUGCUUUUGACAACAUUAUUAAAGGAUCAAGAGUCGAAUUUGAAUCAUCUGGCAGCGGACCAGAUGAACCUGUCCGAGGAAUAGUGAAGGUUGUGCAGCUGGACCCUCGUGCCCUGGCCCAGUCAGGGUUCUUCAGAGCCGGACCGAUCCCACGAAGAGUCCCCUCCCUCACCUCCAGAUCGUCCUUCCCUUCUUUCUUGACUCACGGGCGUCCAGGUCCGGCCCUGGCCUCCAAGACCCCAGUGAGUCCGCUGCACCACCUGCACCCCAAAAGCCCAACUCAUAUGGAACUAAAGAAGAGGCAAGGCCUGCAGAUGUGGCAGAGAGCCAUACAUAAAGGAAAUAAAGGAGACAAAAUGACUCUGCCAGUCACCCUGAAGGACACUAAACAGACGUGCUCUGCAGUACCUUUCACUCAGCGCGUGACAGCAGAAGGAUGUGACACAGUAACGGUGCACAACAGGCUGUGUUUCGGCCAGUGCAGCUCCCUAUUUGUCCCAUCUGAAGGGGAGUUUGCCGGGCUGGUAACUGAGACAGGGGCCCUCCACCACCGGGCCCCCUGCUCCCGCUGCUCCCCGUCCAAAGUUCACAAUGUGGUCGUGCCUCUGCGCUGCAGAGCUGAGGUCAGGGAGAAGCGAGUGAUGGUGGUGGAGGAGUGCAAGUGUGAGACGAGCCGAGAGGAAAAGAGUGCUGAGGCUGCAGCACACCUGUAACUAUGUCAGGGAAUAGAGGGGCAGGUACAGAUUUUCAUUUGGAUUGAAAACUUUAUUCGUCGUCAAAUCACUGCCAAGAUUUGGACAUUUUCAUAACGUGUAAUAAUGAUUUAGACAGUUGUGAUGGAUAUUUACAUAUGUAUUUGUUAAUGAGUCUGAAUGUGUUAUUCAGAUGAAAAUAUGCUGGUGCUUUGUUACACCACUGAUCGAUGACAAAAUGACCUAUAUAUUGGUCAUGCAUUUCUCUGUUGCAACAGAUGUAGCUGUCCACACUGGACUUGUGUUACUGUUCGAAAAUAUGUUUAGAUUAAUCUAAACUGAAAUAUUGUGAUCUGUAUAAUAUUGUCAUUAAAAUGUCCUA
This is a messenger RNA of Cottoperca gobio, 1141 nucleotides long. It is a transcript of the gene dand5, whose product is annotated as DAN domain family, member 5. The record is from RefSeq and is a predicted model, not a curated record. Gene Ontology annotation, biological process: determination of heart left/right asymmetry. Lineage: Eukaryota; Metazoa; Chordata; Actinopteri; Perciformes; Bovichtidae.